AUGACGACACAGAAGAAAAGCGCAACUGAAAAAGGACCAGUGAAGUUUGGUCGAACAAACACACACAACCUGACAAUGGGAAUAGUGGGCCUCCCAAAUGUAGGAAAGUCUUCUCUAUUCAACUCAAUGACCGGGCUGCAAGUGCCUGCGUCCAACUACGCUUUCUGCACUAUCGACCCCUCAGAAGCGAAAGUGAGCAUAAAAGACAGCCGGUUCAACUUUCUGUGCGAUCUGUACAAACCUAAAAAACAAACUCCUGCAUAUCUAACGGUUUUUGACAUAGCAGGACUGGUGAAAGGCGCAUCAGAAGGCCUGGGAAUGGGGAACAGUUUUCUGGAGAACAUCAGACAGGUUGACGGGAUAUUUCACGUAGUAAGGUGUUUCAAAGACGAUUCUGUUGCGCACGUAGACAACUCAGUCGAUCCAGUGCGAGACUGCCAGGUGAUCAGAGAAGAGCUGCGCUUGAAAGACCUAUCAGAUGCAAAAAAACGGCUGGAGAUAGCAAAGAAAGAGCAGAAGUCAAAGCCGUCGGAUAAAUACUUCAAGAUAUACAUGGAGGCUCUAGAAAAGCUGAUCGCAAACCUGGAGAAAGGAGUAGAUGCAAGACUGAUUGAUUUUUCAUCGGAAGAAAUACGGUCACUGCGGCCUCUGAACCUGAUAACAGCCAAGAGUGUCGUAUAUUUGGCAAAUAUUAGCACAGAGAAGUACAAAGAAAGAAAACCAACUUCGCUGGCAGUUAAAUUGAAGAAGUAUUUGAUGGAGAGUGACCCCGAGGCGCUGUGCAUUUUGGUCUGCGCAGGAGUCACAGGAGAAGAGGCUGAAGAGUAUUUAGAUAAAGCGAUAGGAGCAGGGCAUAAAUCUCUUGAGCUGAGCAACUUUUUCACGUGCGGCCCUGACGAGGUGAGAAGCUGGACAAUAAGAGAGGGAACGCUGGCACCGGAUGCAGGAGCGGUUAUUCACACAGAUUUUAAAACAGGAUUUGUGGCUGUUGAUGUGAUGGCGUAUGAUGACCUGGUAGAGCACAAGAGCGAGCAGGAGAUGAAGGCCAGAGGGCUCUGCAGAAUGAAGGGAAGAGACUAUCCUGUGAUGAACGGAGACAUUCUGCACUUCAAAGCAGGAAGAGUCAACAAGAAAUAA
This is a messenger RNA of Nematocida minor, 1137 nucleotides long. Its product is annotated as obg-like ATPase 1. The record is from RefSeq and is a predicted model, not a curated record. Gene Ontology annotation, cellular component: cytoplasm. Bases 1 to 1137 code for a protein of 378 amino acids. NCBI's taxonomy places the organism in Eukaryota, Fungi, Microsporidia. The transcript has a single exon. Gene Ontology annotation, molecular function: GTP binding; ATP binding; ATP hydrolysis activity.